CAUGGAGGCUGUAAGUCGUGUGUGACUUUUGAGAGCGAGAAAUGUGGCCGGUUGUAUUUGUAAGACAUUGUGUUUGUUAUGGUAUAAAUGAGGAAGCUGUAAAAUUGGUUUACAUGCUUAAAUCAACUUAGGUUUUCUGUCACUGGAGUGUCCUAUGGAGGGUUUAGUAAGUGAAUUACCUCUACUUCUAGUAAUUUUUUUUAAAUCAGAGUAUAGUUUACGCAAGGUGUAGCAGCAGUUAGUUACGUCUGUUUCAUCUUGAAGUUUCGUGCAUUUUGCAUUAUUAGACAAGGAAGUGCGCUGCAUUAACAGGGAUGUCAUGCUUUAAACCUCGAGGAAAUUUCCGGAAGACAAGCAGCGUGAAAUUUUGCAUUAACUUUUUUCCCCUCCUUGACCGAAAUUAUUCGGAAUAAUUGAAAUCGACUGAAUUGGACGAAAAGAUCGAUGCAUGUCGGGCAGGGUCACUGGGGACACCGACUUAAUUUGAGUUGCAGCUGUAUAGGGAUCAGAUUCGCUCGAGCCAUUUGGGUUUUCCAGUCAAAAUGCUGCUGUCUCUGGUCGUGCACACGUACUCGUUGCGGUACUGGCUUCCAGCAGCGGUGAUGCUGGGCACCGCUCCUGCUUAUCUGCUGUCCUGGAGCGCCUGGCGGCUGCUGUCCACUUUGCUACCGUCCAGACUCUAUCACACUGUGGAUGACUGUGUGUAUUCAGUGUAUCAGAGUAUUGUCCUGUUCUUCUUUGAGAACUACACGGGAGUGGAGAUUGUCAUUUAUGGGGACAUACCAAAGAAGGAGAAUGUGGUUUACCUGUCAAACCAUCAAUCCACAACUGAUUGGAUCAUUGCUGACAUGUUAGCCAUUCGACAAAAUGCACUUGGACACGUAAGAUACGUUCUGAAAGAUGGUCUGAAGUGGCUUCCUUUGUAUGGAUGGUAUUUCUCACAGCAUGGAGGUGUGUAUGUGAAGAGAAGUGCCAACUUUGAUGAGAAAGCCAUGAAAAAGAAAUUAUCUUCUCAGGCCAAACUGGGUACACCUAUGUAUCUUGUCAUCUUUCCAGAGGGAACCCGCUACAACCCUGAGUUCCAGAAAGUUAUCAAUGACAGUCAGGCUUUUGCUGCUAAAGAAGGACUUGCUGUGCUGAAGCACGUUUUAACACCAAGAAUGAAAGCAUCACAUGUUGCCAUUGAGACUAUGAAGGAACACCUGGAUGCUGUAUAUGACAUAACCGUUGCAUAUGAGGGAAAACUCACAGCAGCCGGCCAGAGACAUCCAGCUCCUACAAUGCCAGAGUUCCUGUGCAAGGAAUGCCCCAGGGUGCACAUCCACUUCAACCGCUUGGACAUGAGGGAAAUUCCUGUGGAGCCAGUGUUCUUCCGCAGAUGGCUACAUGAAAGAUUUGAAAUCAAGGACAAGCUACUGACCACUUUCUAUGAUUCUGAAGACCCUGAGAAAAAGUGCAGGUUCCCUGGAGAAAGCCAAAAGUCGCCUCUUAAUCUUACAAAGACAUUGCCUUCUCUGUUGAUUUUGGGUGGCCUCACUUUACCAAUGCUGUUAACAGAGUCAGGUAGAAAACUCUAUUUCAAUACCUGGCUCUAUGGGACUCUGAUUGGAUGGGUGUGGGUAAGUUUAAGUCCAUAAACUAACCAUACUGAAAAAAAAAUCCAUUCUGACCACUCAGAUAACACAUUUAAUCCAACAUCAUUGGAUUCUUCAAUUCUCACCAUAGUUUCUUUUUGGCUCAUAGUAUACUACUAACCAAGAGGCUUUUUUAUUGUUUUUCAUUUGUUUUAUUUCAUACUCUUAACUGUCAGCAGGUAAACAGUAACAUUGUGUCUGCACUGCAAACAAAUAUGAGAUGCAAAAAACUAAAACGUUCCAUUUGUCGGCAUAAUAUGCUUGCAGCACUGUAGACAUAUUCCUAUUUUGAUUUAUAAUAGGAAUGUUUCAGUUUUUUGUUUGAUGUCAUCAUUCAUGAGGGUUUACUCACAUUUUACUCACAGGUUAGAGUUCAACUCUAAUCUGAAAUACACAAAUGGAUAACAAUAUGUAGCACAGAUACAAUGUUUUGUAUUAAUGUUGAGUUAAUACCAUAGCAGUCUUGAAACAUUUGUCGUUUAACCAUAUCAUUGGCCUUGUGGAACCACAUGUGUUUAAAUUUCCAGUAUGCAAGGUUUUUUUUUUUGGUUGGUUUUUUUUUUUUGGUAUGAUUUGUGUGGUUCUGAAUAUGGUUUCUAACAUCAAUUGUGUAUACAGGGUCUGUAUUUCAUCAUGAUGUUCUUGAGAAUAUUUGGGGUAUUUUAUUAUUUUGUGCUGAUUUUCUUUGUGUAAUGCAGGUAAUUUUUGUUGGUUAUGCAUUGGAUUUUGGAUGUGUCCAUCAGUUAUAUUUUUAUUUGAUUUGAUGCCAAGAUCUAAAAAGCCUGUCAGAUAUGGGCUUUUUAUUGUAAGCAUUUGCACUGUUGCUAAAUAUUUCACAAAUAGUUGCCAAAAUUCCUGGUUGCAGGGGUAUUAAAUAUUGU
Messenger RNA from Sinocyclocheilus anshuiensis, 2515 nucleotides. It is a transcript of the gene agpat5, whose product is annotated as 1-acylglycerol-3-phosphate O-acyltransferase 5 (lysophosphatidic acid acyltransferase, epsilon). The record is from RefSeq and is a predicted model, not a curated record. Gene Ontology annotation, molecular function: acyltransferase activity. The coding region runs from base 543 to 1637 and encodes 364 amino acids. Lineage: Eukaryota; Metazoa; Chordata; Actinopteri; Cypriniformes; Cyprinidae. Gene Ontology annotation, biological process: phosphatidylinositol acyl-chain remodeling. The transcript is spliced from 8 exons. Gene Ontology annotation, cellular component: endoplasmic reticulum; endomembrane system; mitochondrion.